GAAUAUGAAAUUGGAUUGUUUGCUAUUCGGUCCCAAUCCGAUCCCGAUCCGGAUUAUACGGUCCGGUUUCGGGUAAAACCAAACAGUUCCGGACCAAAUUGUUAGUACUACUACGGCGGGAGAGGGGGAGGGAUAGGAAGGGAACGGUCUCAGGUUAGUGAUGAAUGGACUCGGGUUACGAAGGGCUUGAUUUGGGCUUUCUUAAGUGCAAUUAAGAGGUCUGACUUGAGUUGACUGACUCAUCAUAUCCUCAAAAUUUUCAGUGCGCAUUAAUUAAACUGCUGGUGUUAAGGUAAAGAAAAUGUUAAAAACUAGGAUGAUUAGUAUGAAAAGAAAAGAAGUAUCUUCUUGGCCUUCCUCUAGUUUGAAGUUUGCCAAAAAAUUUCAUCAAUCCUUAUCUACUUGUUCCACCCACUUUGAAUUAAUUAGUUUGGGAACUCGUACUUUUUUUUUUAUGGAAUAGUGUGGUGGUGAAAAUCAUAUGUUUAUGAAUAUUCAUUUUUUUUUAAUUUCCAAAACAUAAUUUAAGGAUUUUUCAAAAUCAAGAUGAUUUGAAAAUUUGACUUGUUUCUAAAAUUUUCAUGCUUCGCUAAAGACGUUUGGAGAAUGAUGAGUGCUUUUGUUCAGAUCAAUACGGGAAACUUGGACAUCUCCUCUACAGACGUUUGGAGAAUGAUGAGUGCUUUUGUUCAGAUCAAUACGGGAAACUUGGACAUCUCCUCUACGAUCAAGAACUGGCGGGAUAGACAUCCUAACAAUGCCAAGGAGUGGUGCUCUAGCGUCUUUCUCCAUGCCUACUGCUGGUGUAUGUGGCUUGAGAGAAAUUCCAGGAUUUUCAGAGGGCACAAAGAGCUGCCAAACGUUGUUUGCAUCAGAAUCGCAAGGCCAAUUGUCGAUUGGUUGAUUGCAGGAGAGAAGGUUGAUAGGGUGGAGGCUAACUUCUGGUAUUGUAAUCUGAAAUCUCGCCUCCUCCCAAAUACCGACCAGAACCUGAUGCUUUCAAGCAGGGAGAGGGUGCUGGCGCUGUAGAUCUUCCUCGCUGAUCUGUGUUUUGCUGCUUGUGUGGCCCCUGUCGCCUCUGGUUGAGUGAUGUUUUUUGCUUGAUUAACUUUCUGUUGGGCUUGGGUUUUGUUGUUAGCUUGCUGUUUGGCAUUGGAGUCUCCCUCUUCCCCUUUUUUUUUUGGUUUCUCGCUGCUCUUCCUCUCUUGGAUCUGCAGCUUUUUUGAAUUCUUGACUGUAUUCCUAAAUGUAUUUCACCUUUAUAAAAAUAAAAUAAAAAUUCAUACUCCAGGUUUGUCACGAAUAAAAUGUUGUUCAGAUA
Linum trigynum is the source of this 1321-nucleotide messenger RNA. NCBI's taxonomy places the organism in Eukaryota, Viridiplantae, Streptophyta, Magnoliopsida, Malpighiales, Linaceae. The record is from the annotation of a GenBank genome assembly.